UGUGUGAAUUGCGUUCGAUGGUCACCAGAUGGCUCGCUGUUGGUGUGCGCUGGAGAUGAGUGUGCACUCUCAGUGUGGGAAUAUGGUGGUCGUAUCAAUAGCGCUGGCAUGAUUGGUUCCAAGGAUGCAGCGAAUGUUGAGAAAUAUCGUCAAAAAUACCGUUUAUAUGGACAUACUCUGGACGUUCUGCACGCAGAGUGGUCAAAAGACGCCCGGUAUCUUGCGUCGUGUGGUAUGGAUAACAAUGUUAUUGUUUGGGAUGCGAACAAUUUACCGAGUUGGUUUUGA
Anisakis simplex (herring worm) is the source of this 288-nucleotide messenger RNA. NCBI's taxonomy places the organism in Eukaryota, Metazoa, Nematoda, Chromadorea, Rhabditida, Anisakidae. The record is from the annotation of a GenBank genome assembly.